Pocillopora damicornis (cauliflower coral) is the source of this 2452-nucleotide messenger RNA. RefSeq names its product prolyl 4-hydroxylase subunit alpha-1. The record is from RefSeq and is a predicted model, not a curated record. NCBI's taxonomy places the organism in Eukaryota, Metazoa, Cnidaria, Anthozoa, Scleractinia, Pocilloporidae. Gene Ontology annotation, molecular function: L-ascorbic acid binding; procollagen-proline 4-dioxygenase activity; protein binding. Gene Ontology annotation, cellular component: endoplasmic reticulum. Gene Ontology annotation, biological process: peptidyl-proline hydroxylation to 4-hydroxy-L-proline.
AGGUACCUUGACUGAGAAGAAUGCGUUACCGAAUAUAUUUGGUUUUCAUUCGUUUUGAAAUGUGGACUUACAUGUUUUCGCUGAAAUUCUGUUCAUAGAAAAGAAAGAAAGAAGGGAAAAUAUUCGGUGGAUCAAAAGUAUGGAUUUGAGAUUGGAAAUAACAUGGAAAUCCGCGAUCAGUUUCUCGACCCCUCUUGGUCGUCUCGAGCAUGCGUGAUUUGCUGUUGCGAAUACACAAAUGCCCAUUCACUAUUCUAUCGAUGUAUUUAUUCGUCGAUUAGCUGCCGCUACGUUUCGGAUACAUUAUGGCAGCGAAACAUUUGCUUUUCACCGCGCUUUUUUAUUUUAUAACAUCAAGUACAUUUGUUCAGUCGGAGAUAUUCACGGCGCUGUCUCAUGUGGAGCGGUUGGUAAAUAUAGAGAUGGAACUCACUGACACGCUAGAAGAAUAUCUCAUCGAACAAGAAUCACGGCUGAACAAAUUGCGAUCUUUCUUCCAAGAUCUGAAGUUGGCGAUGGAUCAAGCGAAGCACAAUAGAGAGGCUUACAUCGGACAUCCAAUGAAUACGUAUUUAAUGAUCAAACGGCUCGUGAAUGAGUGGAGGCCACACGUAAAGGCGAUUCAAGAGGAGGGAGACGCUGAAGGUUUACUCAUAGACAAGUUGGAAGGCUAUCGCGAACACUUUCCUGGACAAGAUGAUUUGGAGGGCGCCAUGGCCGCUAUUAAACGUCUGCAAGAUGUCUACAACCUUAAAGCACAAGACUUUACCAGAGGUAAAUACGGUUUAGCGACUGAAUCAGGCUCGAUGAUAACUGCCAUGGACGCAUUUAAAAUUGGUCGCGGAGCAUUUUUGUCGGAAGAUAUGGAAAACACUCGGCAGUGGAUGGGUGAAUCGUUACAAAUAUUGGACCUGGAACCUAAUAACUCGAAAGAAAAACCAAGUCGAUUCUCCGUGCUGGAUCAUCUGGCCUGGUCCUCUUAUAAGCUUGGGGAUGUGAGAAGUGCGAUAAAUUACACCAUAGAGGCUCUUAAAGUCGUGCCCAAUCACGAGCGAUCAACGAUAAAUCUUGGCACUUUUAAAGAAUAUCAAAAGCUCAAAAGCGGAGACCAAUCUCAGAAACCUCAAGAACAGGAACGGAAAUUCAGUUAUCUGGCCAGGAAGAUUCCUCAGUCGACACUGAAGAACUUUGACUGGUUUGAGGAAAGACGUAUUUUCAAGAAAUUGUGUCGAGGAGAUCCAAUGCCACGUGCCCCUCAAAGCCCGGAGAGACUCAGAUGCUAUUACAAGACAGGACAUCCACUCUGCACUAUCAAAAGGUGUCCUAUCGAGGUUGUCUUCACCAACCCAGACAUCAUGAUUUUUCAUCAGAUCAUGAGCAAUGCUGAAAUAGAUAAAGUCAUAACAAUAUCAAAACCUUUGUUAAACAGGGCGACUGUUCAUAAUCCAAUAACGGGGAAAUUAGAGUAUGCUCAUUACAGGAUAAGCAAAAAUUGCUGGUUAAACGGAAAACACGAUCCGCUUAUCGACCGCGUCAACCGACGGAUGACAGCGUUGACUGGACUCAACUUACAAACAGCCGAGGAUUUCCAGGUGCAAAAUUAUGGAUUAGCAGGGCAUUACGACCCCCACUUUGACUUCUCAAGGGAUCUUAAAAAUUCCACAUUGGGUCAACUUGGGACAGGAAACAGGAUAGCAACAGUUCUUCUUUAUAUGAGCGACGUGGAGGCUGGAGGGGCAACUGUUUUCCCCUAUGUUGGAGCCAGGGUUAUGCCCAGCAAGGGUGACGCGGUAUUUUGGCACAAUUUAUUGCAAUCAGGCGAGGGAGAUUUUCGAACACGUCACGCCGGCUGCCCGGUCUUAAAAGGCUGGAAAUGGGUAUCAAACAAAUGGAUCCACGAAGCUGGAAAUGAAUUCAACAGACCUUGCGCUAAAUCACCGCACUUGUGAAAGCUUUUUCGAGGUUAUCCGUGGACAUGAACUUCAAUUCCUUUUAAAUUUCAAAAGUUUUUUGGAUACUAACUUCUGCUGGCCAGGAUUAAAGGAAGCAAAUCUAAGGAAAAACUGUGCUUGAUGAAAUUGGAAUAAUAUUCCUUAUUUUGCUGACGUUGAGGCUAUGUAAAUCUUUUUGACUUUUGGAUUGCUUUUUAUGGCGAGGCGUAAAGUAUUGGACUAGUUCGAGGAAAUUUUUUUACUUAAAAAUAAUAAUACUGAAAAAAAUGGGUUUCUCAAUUGUUUCCUGAGAAUAUGCAAUUUAGAUGCAAGACAUUACUACCUUGCUCAAUGAAAAGAAAAUGCUCAAUGUAACUUUUGUUGGUUGGUACUUUAACCCAGGUUCUAGUGUAUUUGGGCAGAAGUGAACUGGGAACGAGAGUGCAGCCUCAGUGCAAACUUAACUUACACAGCAACAGCGUAAAUUUUGGAAUUAAAGAUGAAAAUAUAUAUAUAGUCUA